Molecule: messenger RNA, 1668 nt
Organism: Podospora anserina S mat+
Lineage: Eukaryota; Fungi; Ascomycota; Sordariomycetes; Sordariales; Podosporaceae
Exons: 2
Coding region: 1-1668 (555 amino acids)
Source: RefSeq, a predicted model, not a curated record
AUGCCCGAAUCGCCAUACCGUCCUCCGCCCGGCUCGACCAUUGUCCCGACUUCGCAUAACAAAUGUGGUCCGGUGCCGUUCCCACUAACAGCUCAACAGCUCAAUGCUUCUAUUCAUCAUGCGGUCCCGUCCGUCACACAACGUGCCGUCCGCGACUUUGGAGCCAAGAUGGUGGCCGACUCCAUUGUCGACAUCAUGAACCACUUUACUACCGCGGAUAUCGACAAGGUCGCCGACAUGAUUAUCGACAAGGCCAGCGACAACUUCCUCGACAAAUGUCUGGAAAAGCGACUUUUGACCAUCGAGGCCGCUCCACUGACCAAUGCUCUCGCGAAAGCUGAACGGCUGGGGUAUGAGCUGGGCGAUGUGAUCCCAGAACAACAACAGGGCCAAGCUCAUCCGGCUGCCGCUGCUCCUAAUGGCCACCAAGCUCACCCUACCCAACCGGCGGCUGGCUAUCCUCCUGCUCCGUCUGCUCCCCCGUCGUCGCAACAUCCAAUGCUUCACAUUUGCACUAUAUUACCACCCACCUCGGCUGGAUUCAAGCACUCAUGCCCAUACUGCGGUCAGGGCUUCACAGAACUAGUAGAUCUGAAUGGCCACCUCAACGGUAGAGUUUGCGGUCAUUUUGAUACGGUCAAACUUCCUCGUGGGCCUGGUCGACCCCCAAGAGCUGCUCCCGUUCAGCAUGCUAGCCCCGUACCGAUUGCCUCAUUGGCGCCAAACGGGACCCCUAACGCUUCCUUGUCAACUCCAGCGCGAUCCCAGCUCGUGAAUCGCGCAUUGGCAGGAACGCCGACAGCCUCACCCAUCCCGGGCGAUCCAUAUGCUCACCUCACACCUGAACAAUUCCAAGCGAUGAACGAGGAGCUUCACGAGGCCGAGAUCAAAUACCGACCAAGAUUUGCCGAGGCGGAAGCCAUCCCUGAUGAAAACGAAAGACGCCUGAGAGUCGAGGGUCUCAGGAACAGCUUCGGCACCAAGCAAUCGAUGAUCCGGAAGAAGUACGGAGUCAGGCUGCGUGAACGACGCACCAAGGCGGAGAUUCAGGCUGAGAGGGAGCGUCUGGGCAUCAAGCAGGCUGAAAAGGACCAAGCGAGGGCGUCCAUGGGGCCUGCUGGCAAGACAGAGGAUAGGCCAGUGGUCAUUAGCGAUGUCCCUGUGCCUGUUGUUCCGCCUAUGCCUGUUGGGCCACCGGCAGCUGGGUGGGUGGCUGCCAAUACGCCAAGGCCAAAUCCUGGUGCUGCCGAGGAGGAGGAGCACGAUGCGAAGAGGAGGAGGACGGACACGAAUGGGGGGUAUCAGACGCCCUAUAGGACUGGGGUGGAGGAUACACCCACCCGCAAGGUCUCGGCCAGCUUUGAUGGGGCAGGUGGUUCAGGUGUUCAGAACACCGGCAAUCCUUAUCCCGCGCUUGGAAAACCCCCCAAUCACGCCGACCUCGCAGCGCAAGCCGCUGCCGCGACGGCUGCGCUGAAUGGCCAGAAUGGGAACAGCUCCAAGCAACCCAUCGCUAUCGACGAUGGUGAUGACGACUCGGACUCGUCGGGUGAUGACGAGGAUAUCCCUUCUACGUUGCCCGCCCACGUGAGGAACAGCCUGGGGGCGUCGGCGGCUGGCAAGACGGGGAGUAGAGCUGGCUCCACGGCGUCGAUGACUCCUGGAUAA